UCUCCAUUAAAGUAAAGCAUUUACCCUUUUAAGGCAUUGACUUGAGCGGGAAACCAUUGUGCAUUAGUAUUAAGAUUAGGAAGAAACCCUAAAAGAAGAGUAGCUUUUAGAGAAGAAGGAAUCCACUCUCCAUUAAAAGCCAGGAGCUUGCUACACCAGUUAACUGCUUUAAAAUGGAAAAAGAGGAAGAAUCUAAGGUUGUUUUGAAGCUUUUGGUGGAUGAAAAGAAAGAUCAAGUUGUUGCAGCUGAAGCCAAAGUAGAUUUUAUGGACAUAUUCGUUAGCCUUCUUACUUUACCAUUGGAAACCAUAAUACGACUCAUUAAAGCAGAGGCUGGAGUUGUUGGUUGUAUGUACAACUUGUACCAAAGUGUUGAAAACCUCGAUGUGGAAGAUCUGUUCAUAGAGCAUUGCAAAACCAUGCUGCUAAAUCCAAGAAAUCCCUAUUCGAAGUAUUGUACCAGGUUGAAAGUGAACAUAGAUGAUUCAGGCUCCGAGAAGUAUUAUGACUGUUCAGGUUGGACAACGCGAACGUAUUGCUCAAAGCGAAGCUAUUUCAUGAAUGUUGAGUGCUCAUGUGAAGGAGGGAUAUCAUAUCUAAUCAGUGACGACUUGCAAUUCAAGCCUGCUUCUCUAACUACCCUUUUCCAGAUGCUUUCUAAUGUUGGCCUGAGUGAUAUGAAUCAGAUUAAGGAGAUGAAUGUAGAAGUUGGCAGGAACGAGGUGAUUCGUCUACUUGCUCGUUCAUUUAUUUCAAAGACUCCCUUGUCUGAUGUGUUUCUGCCCAAGCAAAAACAAAGAAGGGCACAAGUAGACAUUGUAACAAUGUCCGAGUCUGGAAAUUUGUCGUCCAUUUCUGAAAAUGGAACGAGUAAUAGCACCAAGAAGUUGGAGCUGAAGCUAACAGUAAGGAAGUCUACAAAGAAGGUCUUGUGUGCAGAAGCAGACAAUGAUUUUAUUGAUUUUCUCUUCAACUUCUUGACGAUUCCUAUAGGAUCAAUUGAAGAUGUUCUAAAAGGGAGUUCUGGCUUGAGAUGUAUCGAUAACUUCUAUAAAAGUGUGGAGGCUUUAGAUUCGAAAUGGUUCAAUAUGCCUCCAAAGCAGAAUAGUUACCAUAGUGAGGAUACAUCUAAUGACAACUUUAAGACAGUAUUACUCAAGCCCAAUGUUGCCACACAUUAUAAUUCUGAGUAUCAGCUGCUACAGAUUUCAGAAGGAAAAUCAGAAUUUUACAAUUUGUAUGAUCCAAGGCAACAUAUAAGGGGUAGUCAUGUUCCCAAAUUUCGUAAGUUCGCAAAGGAACCCUCUGCUUUCUACGUUAUGGACAAUUUGGAAGUAAGACCUUUGUCUUCUGCAUCAACUAUUUGCCUACUUCAAGAACUAAAUGUGCCCCUGAAUGAUAUUGAAGAGCAAAUGAUCAGUGUUGGCGAGUCAGAAGCAUUGAACUUGCUGAGGGCCUCUUUGACAUCAUCAUCAUCAGCUUUGACAGAGGGCUUAAAUCACAAGUUGAGGCAGCAAAUAGACGAAGAUGUGAAGUGUAAAACGGAGAAGCUUUGUUAGCAAACACAUAGAUAACUCUCUUGUGUUUUAGCCUCAAAACUUGAUCCCCUGUGGCCUGUACAUCAAAACCUACAUGCAGGGCCAAGUAUUUUUUUGUUGACUUCUAUAGAUAUGAUUAGUCCAGUAAGUGUUAAUUUUGUUCUAGUUGAUAAGAGGGUGAAUCUAAUUACAUGUCAUAGCUGCAAGCUACUCUAAAAGUAACAACUCUUUACUAGUACUAGUAGAUUUGCACCACUUUUUUUGUCAUAUGCUGUUCUUUAGCAUCUGGUGCUAAUGCAAUAUUCUCUAUUUUCUAUUUCUUGGAUUGAAAUUCUCAUUCUGGAUAUUUUGUUUAUUCUCACUGUUUCAAGAUAAUUGGUUUGCC
Molecule: messenger RNA, 1923 nt
Organism: Solanum lycopersicum (tomato)
Lineage: Eukaryota; Viridiplantae; Streptophyta; Magnoliopsida; Solanales; Solanaceae
Source: RefSeq, a predicted model, not a curated record